UCUUCUAUACCCCCCUCACUCACAGGUUACCACAAUUUAUUAUUAUUUAUACAAUUUUAUAAUUAAUUCUUUUUUUCUUUUUCACGAAGCAAUCUCAUCCACCUCUAUAUAUUUAUUCAACUCAUCUUCUUCUCUGGUCAAGUCAACUCAAUCCUUAGACAAAAAAAAAUGACUUCUUUUUCACAGGGUCUUGUUUUCACUACUGCUAUGGUUGUCUCAAGCACCAUGCUUUAUCUUGUUUUCUCGAGACAAAACAAUAACCCAAACCCAUCCUUUCAAAUUCAAGGAAAUCACGUUCUGCGCUCUUGUUUGUAUUCAGAGGAAAAGAAAAGGGAGAGAAAGAUGAAUACGAAGAAGACUACGAAGAAAGUCAGAUUUGAAGAAAGCGUGAAUCAAGAAAGAGAGAAGAAGAGUGAAGUGGUAAGGAAAGAGAAACAGAGGAAGCGAAACAGAGUAUAUGGCAACUGCAGAAGUGAAACGUCGAAAAGUCGUGGAAUUCCGGCGAAUAGAAUCGCUUUGUUCAACGGGAUUUUGAGAGACCGUGUUCAUAGGAUCGAGUGUUGUCACUGAUCAUCGUGAUUCUCGUUGGGUUGAAGGUUGGAACAGAGGAAAUUCUAUGAAGCUGUCGUGUAUUUUUCAUGCUCUGUUUUUCCUCUGUUUUUUUGUUUUGUUUUUGUUUUAGUUUUUAAUGUAAUGUAGUUUUUGUGGUGAGGGAAUUAACACAUAGACAACCGUUGUGUGGUUCUGGAAACAUGUUGAUACAACUCAUUUUGUCCUUGUAA
Messenger RNA from Lathyrus oleraceus (garden pea), 782 nucleotides. RefSeq lists its product as uncharacterized. Lineage: Eukaryota; Viridiplantae; Streptophyta; Magnoliopsida; Fabales; Fabaceae. The transcript has 2 exons. Bases 169 to 570 code for a protein of 133 amino acids. The record is from RefSeq and is a predicted model, not a curated record.